CUUCUUUUUCCUCCCGCAGCCUCCGUUCCCCGUUCCGCGCCGCCCUCCCGUUCUCCUCGCUCCGCCCGUUCUGGAUUCAAAUUUCGAAUCCCCCCACCGUUUCCGCCCCCCUGCACCAAAUACCCGACCCGAUUCCUUUUCCUCCCCCCUCCCACCAUGAGCGACGCACCCGGCGCAGCAGCCUCAGCUAUGGGCAGCGGCAGGGAGCUCGCCACCCCGCCGUCGGACGGCAUCUCCAACCUCCGUUUCUCCAACCACAGCGACCACCUCCUCGUUUCCUCCUGGGACAAGACGGUUCGGCUAUACGACGCCGAGGCGAAUCUGCUCAAAGGGGAGUUCGCGCACCCCGGGCCUGUGCUCGACUGCUGCUUCCACGACGACUCCUCGGGGUUCAGUGCUGGCGCCGACCACACCGUGCGGAGAUUAUCAUUUACUUCGUCAAAGGAGGAUGUUCUGGGGCGUCAUGAUGCUCCAGUUCGCUGUGUGGAGUACUCUUAUGCUGCAGGACAAGUCAUAACUGGCAGCUGGGACAAGACAAUUAAAUGCUGGGAUCCCAGAGGAGUUAGCGGACCAGAGCGUACACUUGUUGGGACAUAUGCUCAACCAGAGCGUGUAUAUUCUAUGUCACUGGUAGGAAAUAGGUUGGUUGUUGCAACAGCAGGAAGACAUGUCAGUAUUUAUGAUUUGCGCAAUAUGUCUCAACCUGAGCAAAAAAGGGAAUCGUCUUUGAAAUAUCAAACACGCUGCGUCCGAUGUUUCCCCAACGGAACAGGGUAUGCUCUAAGUUCUGUCGAAGGACGAGUGUCUAUGGAGUUCUUCGACCUGUCUGAGUCUGCACAAUCUAAAAAGUAUGCUUUCAAGUGUCACCGGAAAUCUGAGUCUGGCAGGGACACUGUUUAUCCUGUCAAUGCCAUUGCAUUCCAUCCAAUAUACGGCACAUUUGCCACUGGAGGCCAUGAUGGAUUUGUGAACGUGUGGGAUGGCACAAACAAGAAGAGAUUGUAUCAGUACUCAAAGUACGCGUCAAGCAUUGCUGCUCUGUCGUUCAGCAAGGAUGGGCAUCUGCUUGCUGUGGCAUCAAGCUAUGGUUACGAAGAGGGAGAGAAACCCCACGAGCCUGAUGCAAUAUUUAUCCGUGGGGUGAAUGAAGUGGAGGUUAAGCCGAAGCCCAAGGCAUUGGCCGCACCCCAGUAGUGCUUUAAUCAUUUCGCAAGAAGGUAAUCAAAUGCAUCAGGUGUGUUGUCUGGGACAAGGCAUUAUGCAGAGAGCAAAUGCGAGGCGUUUCUUUAUCUAGUUCUCUUUUUAGUGUCAAUUGCAUUAGUUGACGGAAUCCCUUCUCUAUGUUGGAGUCAAAUGGCAGUAUAUCUGACCAUUUCUCUGUGUUGUUUCGCAUGUAUUAAUGUCUAGAAAGAGUUGCUUGGGAGUGGUCAUAUUCGUUUUGUAUUUUGAUACAGAAACUGUUGCUUUUUUUAUGUAGCUUAUAUAUAAUCAAUUUAGUUUUGCAA
Molecule: messenger RNA, 1505 nt
Organism: Triticum urartu
Lineage: Eukaryota; Viridiplantae; Streptophyta; Magnoliopsida; Poales; Poaceae
Product: mitotic checkpoint protein BUB3.2
Molecular function (GO): protein binding
Source: RefSeq, a predicted model, not a curated record